AUGAUAUCAACACCACCCGACGGAGAUGCAGCGAUGAUAUGGUGGUCCGGCCGCCAUCCUCCCGCAAACCCCACUGAGUCCUUUGCCGGCAAGACGAUUCUCAUUACCGGAGCCAAUGCUGGACUCGGAUUUGAAGCAUCUCUUAAAUUCGCUGCACUGGGUGCCUCUCGUCUUAUAUUCGGCGUCCGGUCUCUCAGGCGAGGCGAAGAGGCUCGCGCUAAGAUAUGCCGGCAGACUGGCUAUGAUAAGAACAACAUUCAAUUAUAUGAGCUUGACAUGAGUACAUUUGAUUCUGUUAAACGGUUCGCUGCGGCGAUCUCCAAAGAAGAGAGGAUCAACAUUGCCAUCUUAAACGCAGGCGUGGCAUCGCCAUCCUUUCGCCUUGGCCCGGAAGGUCAUGAGAUGACGGUUCAAAUCAUGGUUCUCUCUACGGCGCUACUGGCGGUUUUGAUUAUUCCACAACUUCGAAAAUCGGCCAAGAUAUCCAAAACUCCAGCCCACCUCGAGAUAGUGGCAAGCAUUGCUUGCCGCUCCGCUAGGAUUGAUUGUUUCUCGCAAAGCAAUGACGCAGUCUUGGACCAAGUUAACCAAGCCAAAUUCUUCGGUGUACAGCGACAAUACCAGAUUGCGAAACUGUUUCAAAUGUACAUUUUGGAGGGUAUCAUACAAGGAACUGACUCGUUUGAACUGGACCAAGGUGAUCCUGGUAUUAUCAUCAAUGCGGUCUGUCCUGGCCCUUGCAAAACAACACUGGGCCGCGAUUUCCCCACCAUCCUUCAGCUUCCGAUGAUCAUGCUCCAGUCGCUCUUCUUUCGUACAGCAGAACAGGGAGCAAGGAGUUACGUGAGCGGCGCAAUUCUGGGCCCUGAGGGUCAUGGCAAGUUGUGGAACUCUGACACAUUUCUCGAGUACGUUCAACACCAAGCAGUUUAUUAA
This is a messenger RNA of Penicillium cosmopolitanum, 936 nucleotides long. RefSeq lists its product as uncharacterized. The transcript has a single exon. Lineage: Eukaryota; Fungi; Ascomycota; Eurotiomycetes; Eurotiales; Aspergillaceae. The record is from RefSeq and is a predicted model, not a curated record. Bases 1 to 936 code for a protein of 311 amino acids.